Molecule: messenger RNA, 702 nt
Organism: Meloidogyne enterolobii
Lineage: Eukaryota; Metazoa; Nematoda; Chromadorea; Rhabditida; Meloidogynidae
Source: the annotation of a GenBank genome assembly
AUGCAAAUAGAGCCUCUCUUUCAUAAAAAUAUUAAUUUUGAACCUGAAGAUGAUGAAGAAAGGAACAAAGAGUUUCGAUUAAUUAAAUUCGAAUGGGAUUUGAAUUCUGAAGAAGGCUAUGACAGUCAUAUAAAUAUUUGUUUUGAAUCCAAAAAUAAGGGAGAAUAUUUUAUUUAUGUUAUGCUACAUUCUCGAAAGACACUAAGAUUUUUUGUAAAAAUUGUAGGAGAAAAAGAAAGAUGUUUGUUUGGAAAAUUUAAAAUAAUUUCAGAAAAUUUAAAGAAUUUUUUUGAAGAAUUAAAAGAAUUUUUUCAUGUUUUUGCUGUCAAAACUAGUGAGACAAACUUUGAAGACGGAAAAAUGGAUUUUAUUGAAUUAGCGAAUUCUAGACUAAAUUUAUUCAAUGGGACAAAUCUUUUAGGUUUAGGCCCUUUAUUUGAUGAUGGAAGUUAUGGAAUUUAUUUUGACAAGAAUGGAAAGAUUAAUGACUUUUUAUUGUCGAAUAGAAUGUUGUUAAAAAAUUCAAAAAAUAUUUUGAAAGAUUAUUUAAAUAAAAGAGAAUUGGGGGAUAAAAAGAAUGUUUUUAAUAAAGAUGAACAAAUUUGGUUUCGUUAUUUGGGAGAUGAAAGUCAAAAUAUUUUUAAGAAUGAAAAUGGAAAAUACAAAAUAAUUGAAGUUUAUAAAUUUUGGUGGAAAAUAUAA